GCGGCUGGAAGUGGUGUCGGAGAGAUGAAGGUCAUUUUACGAGGAGUUGUGUUAAAAGGUAGUGGAUUACCCCUCGGCAAAGAAGGACCGUUUGUUCACAUGGCAGCGAUGGUAACCAAUCAACUCAUUAAACUAUUUCCCAUCCGAAGUCAGAAUGAAUACGAGUCCAGAUUUCUAGAUCUGAUAGCUGUUGCGUGUGCUGUCGGUGUGGCCACUACUUUUGCAGCUCCAGUCGGUGGAGUGUUGUAUAGCAUAGAAAUCGUUUCUGUAUUCUUCUCCGUGCGGUCGUAUUGGAUGGGAUUCUUUGCCGCCACUAUCGGCGCUCUCUUCUGGCGACUCUUCACUGUUUGGUCUCAUAUGGAGGACAAUAUCACUCAUUUGUUUAAAACCAAUUUUCGCAGAGAAUAUCCAUACGAGACGUUGGAAUUAAUCUCAUUUGCCAUUUUGGGUGUAUUCGCGGGCAUCAGUGCCUUUCUAUUUGUCACUCUUCAGCGCCAUAUCGUGCUCUUCAAUAGAAAGCGAACCACUUUUCAUAUAAUUCUUCAACGAUAUCCUCUUAUAUACCCGGUUUUGGUCACAACCAUUAUAUGUCUCGUAUCAUUCCCACCAGCUUUUGGACAGUAUUACGGGUCGUGGCUCUCAUCAGAACAAUCAAUGCAUGAAUUGUUUAGUAACUAUACGUGGGGGACAAUUGCCGAUCAUAUAGAUAAAGACGAAAUCAUUGAUAAUUGGAAGACACCCAACACAUCAGUAUAUGUGACUACAUUCUUGUUUUUUGUCAUGAAUCUAGUGAUUGUAGCGCUUGGAUCAACACUACCUGUUCCCAGUGGUCUUAUAAUACCGAGCUUUAAAAUCGGUGCCGGACUUGGAAGAUUUUACGGAGAAUGGAUGGCAUAUAUAUUUCCAAAGGGAAUAAAUCCAUAUUACGACAGAACAGAUCUCCCGAUCAUUGCCGGAGCUUACGCUGUGGCCGGUUCUGCGGCUUUUGCCGGCGCCAACACAGGUGCUCUAUCGUCGGCGGUCAUCAUAUUUGAGGUGACGGGACAAAUGACACACUUAUUACCUGUAAUCAUAGCGGUUAUCACUGCAACUCUGGUCGCCCAACGACUCGGCCCUUCCAUAUAUGAUAGUCUUAUUAAACUUAAAAAGUUGCCGUAUUUGCCACCAAUAAUUCAAUCCAGUUCUUCAGCGCACAGACUAUUUGUUCAAGAAUUCAUGGAAAGAGAUCUGAUGGUGAUAGACAUGUCUCAGGAGGAACAGGCGGCCUGGGAAGAGGAUCAGCUCAACUCAAUUGUGGACUUCUCAACGUGUCGUAUAGAUCCGGCGCCCUUUCAAUUGGUUGAGAAAACAACUUUACUUAAAGUCUACUCAAUAUUCUCGAUGUUAGGCCUAAAUCACGCUUACGUCACAUCAAUCGGACGAUUAGUCGGAGUUGUGGCCCUUAAAGAUUUGCGAAUAGCAAUCGAGCAAAUGAACCAGGGUAUUUUGGUACCACAGAGUACGACAACGCCGUCCAUUAUAAUCAAUGCAUCGGAUUCUGAUCUGCACUACGAGGACACCAUCACAUCUGUGGCCACAAACGACUCAGAAAUGACUCGACAAAGUGAUAAAGAAAUUGAGACAAAUAAUGUUUAAUCAAUUGAAUUAUCAACAAAUUAUAUGAUUAAAUAUACUCCGAAUUUAUUAAUCAUUUGCCAAAUGUGUUAACAACUGAAUGAGUGCUCAAAGUUUGCAUCUUUGAAAAACUGUGUUAUCG
Medioppia subpectinata is the source of this 1756-nucleotide messenger RNA. The record is from the annotation of a GenBank genome assembly. NCBI's taxonomy places the organism in Eukaryota, Metazoa, Arthropoda, Arachnida, Sarcoptiformes, Oppiidae.